Peromyscus leucopus (white-footed mouse) is the source of this 3011-nucleotide messenger RNA. RefSeq names its product ZFP1 zinc finger protein (gene Zfp1). The record is from RefSeq and is a predicted model, not a curated record. The transcript is spliced from 4 exons. NCBI's taxonomy places the organism in Eukaryota, Metazoa, Chordata, Mammalia, Rodentia, Cricetidae. Gene Ontology annotation, biological process: regulation of transcription by RNA polymerase II. Gene Ontology annotation, molecular function: RNA polymerase II cis-regulatory region sequence-specific DNA binding; DNA-binding transcription factor activity. Bases 129 to 1340 code for a protein of 403 amino acids.
CCACCUGCAGUCGCGAGUGGGUGACAGGGCCCCCUUCUCCACGCGCUUCGCGACCCGGAACCCUGAGUGGAGGCUAAACCUCUCCAGGUGUGCCUUUGUGCUUUGUGCCUUUACCCCAACCACAGAAAAUGAUGAGGUCCCAGGGGUCGGUUUCAUUCACUGAUGUAACUGUGGACUUCACCCAGGAGGAGUGGGAACAACUGGACCCCUCUCAGAGGAUUCUCUACAUGGAUGUGAUGCUGGAGAACUACAGCAACUUACUUUCAGUGGAAGUGUGGAAGGCCGAUGACCAGGUGGAGAAGGACCCCAGAGACCCAGGUGAGCAGGGGAGGCCACUUAGGACUCUCAAGAACCAACCACCAACUGAAGAAAGAGGCAGUCUUUUUGGAAAGACUUUAAAUCUGAACACAGACUUUGUUUCGUUAACACAAGUUCCCUAUAAACAUGAUUUAUAUGAAAAAACUUUGAAACAUAAUUCAGACUCACUUAGUAGUGGAAGCUGUAUAAGAAGGAAGAGUGAGGAGUGCAGUGGAUUUGGGAACCCACUUCUGUGUCUGAAGCAAGAGAAGCCCCAUGCUGGAGUGGAGUACUCAGAAUACAAUGGGAAUGGAAAGUCUCUCAGCCAUAGAGAAGUCAUCUUUAAACAUCAGAAAAUCAAGAACUUAGUUCAGCCUUUUGUCUGUAAUUACUGUGACAAGGCCUUCUCCUUCAAGUCGCUCCUCAUUAGCCAUAAGAGGAUACAUACAGGAGAAAAACCCUAUGAAUGUAAUGUGUGUAAGAAAACCUUCUCCCAUAAGGCAAACCUCAUCAAACAUCAGAGAAUUCAUACCGGAGAGAAACCCUUUGAAUGCCCCGAGUGUGGGAAAGCCUUUACCCACCAGUCAAACCUUAUUGUGCACCAGAGAGCACAUAUGGAGAAGAAACCGUAUGAAUGCAGUGAGUGUGGAAAGACAUUUGCUCAGAAGUUUGAACUCACUACACACCAGAGAAUCCACACAGGAGAGCGACCCUAUGAGUGUAAUGAAUGUGCAAAAACCUUCUUUAAGAAAUCAAACCUCAUUAUACAUCAGAAAAUUCACACAGGGGAAAAACGCUAUGAGUGCAGUGAAUGCGGAAAAUCAUUUAUCCAGAACUCACAACUCAUCAUCCAUAUGAGAACUCAUACUGGGGAAAAACCCUAUGAAUGUACUGAAUGUGGCAAAACUUUCAGCCAGAGAUCAACUCUUAGAUUGCAUUUGAGAAUCCACACGGGAGAAAAACCCUAUGAGUGUGCUGAAUGUGGGAAAGCCUUCAGCAGAAAGUCUCGACUCAGUGUCCAUCAGAGGGUUCACACAGGAUAGGUCCUGAGGCUACAGUCGGACUGCACCAUGGAAAAGGGUCAAACCAGAAUUCUUCCAAUGAAGGAGAAGCCUUCAGGAAGAUACUGAAGGAACUUGGGAAAUUGUUUUGAAAUGCAAGCUAACUAAAAACUUAAGAAAAAAGAUAGCGUAAGAAUAUUAUACUGAAAGUUAGUAUCCAUAUAUGUGUGUAUUUCAGUACCUAUAUCUCCAGAUCCAGUUGUAAAUAGACAUGCCCAGCUCCCUUUCCCUGAGCCUUUUUGACUUUUUGUGCUGCUGGGAUUCAAACCUAGGAUCUUGCCUGUGCUAGGCAAGUUUUUUUUACCACUGAUCUACAUCCCCAGUCCACAGUGACCUUUUUAAAAUCUUGAAUGAAUUUAAUAUUCUAGGAGGAAAAAUUAAGUUUAUAUAGACAGUACCUUAGACCUUUGUAUUUAAGGAUAUGCCACACAACAAAUUGUUUUAAAUCUGUUUAAGUUAAUAGCUAUUGGGAAUUUGAAGUGCUCAUCCAUGAAAUUGCAUCACAGCAAACAAGGUUUCCCAUACUCAGCAUCACACAUGUGUCUCAGUACCUUUCCAACCCAGCGUGCAUCCAGAGGGGAAUGUGAUGGAACCUGAAGUCGUGUGUGCCUGUCUCCCUCACAGCCGCUCCCUAAGUCCAUGUGGCCAUUGUACACGAGCUGCCUGGUCACUGAAGGAAAAGCAGUGUUGUUGGUUCUCACCUGCUCCUGGGUUUGGAGUUUUUCUAGAGCGUUAUUUAUAUAAGUAUGCAAAGGUCUGAGGUAAUUGUGAUCUAAAGAGUGAGAGAGGCAGUGUGAACUCUGACCUGGUAUCCAUUGCCGACCAGAGUUGUGCUGUGCAGGGAACGUCCUCCUAUCAUGCUCUUGUUCUUUCUCCCUGAGACGUUUACACACAAGUGCGUGUCUAUUUCCAGAAUACUGUCUACCCUGGAAAACUAUUUUUGUAUCUCUUGUCUUCCUCUUAAUGCUUUAUGAAUUGUCCUACCAAAAAAAAUAUAUGGGUAGGGUUCCUGUGUAGCUCACAAAUGUUACAUUUCAGAGACUUUAAAGAAAAAAGAACUGUCCAAAGCUGUGUUUUGUUGCUUUUUAUAGUUCCCAUGUGCAUAAUCCACUUUAGAAGUUGUUUUUGCUGUGUCCUUUAAAGGAGGUAUUUCUGCUUUCUCCUCAUAUAACACUUUCCUUUGGAAUCGGGCUUAGCUUUAACUGUCACCUUGAGUUUUGGUGUUCACAGCACUUUAUGAGUAUCAUAUUUACUUUUCUAUUGCAAUGACAAACACCAUGACCAAGGCAGCUUAGAAGAAAGCAUUUAGUUUGAGGCUCACAGUUCCAUAGUGUUAGAGUCCCGUGACCGUCAUAAGAGGAGGAAGCGUGGCAGCAGGCAGGCAUGAUGAAGCAGCACUUAGAGCUCACAUCUUGAGACACGGGCAGAGGAGAGCAAGCUAACUAGGAGUGCUGUGGCCUUUUGAGGUCACCUCCAGUGACACGCUCAUCUUUACCAAACAGUUCCACCAACCGGAGACCAAAUAGUCAAACCUAUGAACCUAUAGGGGCCAUUCUCAUUCAAACUCCACAGUAAGUGAGACUUCAGUGGUCUCCUUAUGUUGGCAGCUGACGUUUACAAAGUUAGGUUUUUGGGUUUUUUUGGUUUUUUUUU